CAACAGAAAAAAUAAUGUGUUGAACUAUGUGUAAUGUGUAGUAUAGUGUGUAGUGUUUUUGGUAUUGCCAACUGUCAGGGGAAAUAAAAAUGAUCUUUAUCAGUAGCGUAAACGUAGGGUGCAAUUUUGGGCAUAACUGAAAAUUUAAAGAUUUAAAGCGACAUUUUUAUCAAAUUUGCGAAUUUGCAUAUGAUUUUAAAAAGAUGAAAACGAUUGUUGCUAUAUUAUAAAGUGUUAAAAAAAAUGUGCUCUGAAGAAAAUUAAGUAAGUUUAAAUCUUAAUACAUCGUCAUUAGAUUUUCAGGAGAAUAUGACUUGUAUUGAUUUCAAGUUAGUGAGGUUAGAUACGUUUGUUUACAAAGUCCCAGGACACAUUGAAAUAUAAUUCAAACAUUUGAUUAUUAAUUUAAAAAGAAAAUUCAUCUUUCCGGUGGCGCAAAUUUUCUAAGGCGGGCCGACAAGAAAUUAAAGAAAAAUGUACAAAUUAGCGGGAAAAUCCGUAGGUGACGUACAGUGAAAAUCAGUUGAAAUGCUGCAUUAAAAGAAACAAGACCUAAAAAGGUAGGAUGAAUGACAGAUUGGUCUCCUUAUAAUGGUUGUGACCAAAAGAAACGGGAUGGGACCAAUAAUAGUUGUGGUGUUUACGAUAUUCUUCGUAACGGACCUCUCGCCUAUGUGAAUCUUCAAGAUCCAAAAAAAGUUUGGGAAAAUUUGCGUCGUAAUUUCAGUAAUUGUGACAAAAAUGGAAAUACGACUUGGAUUCAUUACAAGAAGUUAAUGUUCCUGCAGCCAUUUAUUCAACACAAAAGCAUCAACAAAACAUCGAAAAAUUUCGAUGAGGAUACAAUCAGGGAAGAAACAAGUAAUCAGGAUUUGCAGUCUUCUUUACCCGACGAAUCAACAACUUCGCUACAUAUCGAGUCAUCAACACAGUCUUCAUCAGCAAAUUCCUGUCCUUCGAUAGAUGUUAAUCCAGCAAUACCGAGUCCUGUGUCUUCCGCCGGAUCAUCUACGUCACAAUAUUUACAUUUCCGUUCUUCUUUACCCGACGAAUCAACAACUUCGCUACAUAUCGAGUCAUCAACACAAUCUUCAUCAGCAAAUUCCUGUCCUUCGAUAGAUGUUAAUCCAGCAAUACCGAGUCCUGUGUCUUCCGCCGGAUCAUCUACGUCACAAUAUUUACAUUUCCGUUCUUCUUUACCCGACGAAUCAACAACUUCGCUACAUAUCGAGUCAUCAACACAGUCUUCAUCAGCAAAUUCCUGUCCUUCGAAAGAUGUUAAUCCAGCAAUACCGAGUCCUUUGCCUUCCGCCGGAUCAUCUACGUCGCAAUAUACUUAUUUUCGUGAAUCGACAUCAAAAUUUCCAUCAGUUUUUGUAGAAGCGCCAUCAGAACGCCGAUUUUCUCGAAUACCCAACCAGUCUUCAUUCACUUUUCUAGCAACUCCUACAAAAUUAACCUCUUUAAGUUUAAAACCAUUUAAGAAUCAAUCUGAAGUUAAACCAACAACAAUUUCUCAAUCUAGAGCUCCAAAAUCACUUGAAAUCGAGAAACCUCAUGCUUUUCAUUCUUCUAUUACCCAUGUCCCAUCACAAAUUGGCGAUACCAUUGAUAACCCAUCGCCGGUAUCAAUUUCUCCACCUAAAGGGCAAAUAUUGCGUUAUCUCGCAGAACCUCAUGUUUUUCACAGAGGUAUUAUCGAAAACCCAUCCCAGGAUAACGACACUUUUGGAAACCUAUUACAUGAACAGAACUUUCAAUCUUCAGACAUUUCAUCUCCUCAAUCCAGAGCUUCAAAAUUACGUAAAAUCGAGAAACCUCGUGUUUUUCAUUCUUCUAUUACCCAUGUCCCAUCACAAAUUGGCGAUACCAUUGAUAACCCACCGCGGGUAUCAAUUUCUCCACCUGAACGUCCAAUAUUGCGUUAUCUCGCAGAACCUCAUGUUUUUCACAGAGGUAUUAUCGAAAACCCAUCUCAGGAUAACGACACUAUUGGAAACCAAUUGCAUGAACAGAACUUUCAAUCUUCAGACAUUUCAUUUCCUCAAUCCAGAGCUUCAAAAUUACGUAAAAUCGAGAAACCUCGUGUUUUUCAUUCUUCUAUUACCCAUGUCCCAUCACAAAUUGGCGAUACCAUUGAUAACCCACCGCGGGUAUCAAUUUCUCCACCUGAACGUCCAAUAUUGCGUUAUCUCGCAGAACCUCAUGUUUUUCACAGAGGUAUUAUCGAAAACCCAUCUCAGGAUAACGACACUAUUGGAAACCAAUUGCAUGAACAGAACUUUCAAUCUUCAGACAUUUCAUUUCCUCAAUCCAGAGCUUCAAAAUUACGUAAAAUCGAGAAACCUCGUGUUUUUCAUUCUUCUAUUACCCAUGUCCCAUCACAAAUUGGCGAUACCAUUGAUAACCCACCGCGGGUAUCAAUUUCUCCACCUGAACGUCCAAUAUUGCGUUAUCUCGCAGAACCUCAUGUUUUUCACAGAGGUAUUAUCGAAAACCCAUCUCAGGAUAACGACACUAUUGGAAACCAAUUGCAUGAACAGAACUUUCAAUCUUCAGACAUUUCAUUUUCUCAAUCCAGAACUUCAAAAUCACGUAAUAUCGCGGAACCACUUGUUUAUCGUCAACCUCUUGAUAAUGUCUUAUCACAGAUUGACAAUAUUAACGAUAUAUCAUUACAUGAUAUAAACCCCCGAAUUAUAACCGAAUCAUCUCGACAGAAAAAAAAUCCUAUUCCACCUCCAAAAAAACGACCUGAAAAACAAUUUAAUAAAAAUUCACGGAAAAUGGGAACUACUGUUCCGAGUUUUGACAAGUUCGCGGAAAAAAAGAGGGAGAGAAUUGAUAAAUUUGAUAAGGUUCAAGAAGAAGUUAUAUCUUUCUGUCAAGAUGCAAGAAAAAUGAAUGAACACGUUACAACUCUUACAAAACUGAAAAUUUUAGAAUCAGAACAACGUUUGAAGCAAAGUUGCGGUCACAUUAAUUCAAAUUUUACAAGGAUUGUAAAACCAAUUCAAAUUCGAGAUAGAUUUCUAGAAAAUAUUAAGUUAGAAUGGGACAAUUUGACAUCAGAAGAACAGGAUGAUAUAUACCCCGAACUUCUUCUAAUUUUGGAAAAAUAUUGUCAUCAAGUAAUCUAAUGUUAAAAAAUUACAUUAAUCUAAACUUUUACUAACUUUAAAAUUCUGUUGAAAACAAUUAUAAGAAAUGUUUACU
Molecule: messenger RNA, 3216 nt
Organism: Leptopilina heterotoma
Lineage: Eukaryota; Metazoa; Arthropoda; Insecta; Hymenoptera; Figitidae
Exons: 5
Coding region: 570-3140 (856 amino acids)
Source: RefSeq, a predicted model, not a curated record